Messenger RNA from Rosa chinensis, 357 nucleotides. RefSeq lists its product as uncharacterized. Gene Ontology annotation, molecular function: nucleic acid binding. The record is from RefSeq and is a predicted model, not a curated record. NCBI's taxonomy places the organism in Eukaryota, Viridiplantae, Streptophyta, Magnoliopsida, Rosales, Rosaceae. Bases 1 to 357 code for a protein of 118 amino acids. Gene Ontology annotation, biological process: DNA integration. The transcript has a single exon.
AUGGUCACGGACAAUGGUACCCAGUUUGACAAUGAUGAAUUGAGGGCUUACACUGAAAACUUGGGCACUAGAAUCCUCUAUGCGUCCCCGGCUCACCCCCAGACCAAUGGUCAGGUCGAGGCUGUCAACAAGAUAAUCAAGAAGAUACUAAAGAAGAAGCUCGAUGAAGCCAAGGGUCUUUGGGCUGCUAAACUCCCGGAGGUGUUGUGGGCUAUCAGGACCACGACAACGGAGGCCACCAGGGAGACCCCUUUCUACAUGGCUUUCGGAUCUGAAGCGGUUCUCCCUAUUGAAACACAAAUCCAGAGUCCCAGGAUCGAAUACUUCAAUGCGAGUACCAACUCAGAGGGCCUAUAG